Capsicum annuum is the source of this 716-nucleotide messenger RNA. RefSeq lists its product as uncharacterized. The transcript is spliced from 2 exons. NCBI's taxonomy places the organism in Eukaryota, Viridiplantae, Streptophyta, Magnoliopsida, Solanales, Solanaceae. The coding region runs from base 282 to 716 and encodes 144 amino acids. The record is from RefSeq and is a predicted model, not a curated record.
CUCUACAAAGGAAAGUCUCUUCAUUUAAUGAGAAGGAAGUAGAUAAUAGAAUCAAGAUGUCAUUUUCGGAGAAACACCUUGAAGAUUUGUCUAAGAGAAUAGAGCAAGUGUCAGAGGAGAAUCAAAAUCUAAGGCAGUAUCUCACUUAGUUACAAGUGGAAUAUCAAGUAGCUCCAAACAAUAGAGAUUAUGUUCGGGAAAACUACUAGGAAAAGGUUAAAGAGCUUAAAUCAGAGACUUUGCUGACAACUGUGCUAAGGGAGAAGCUCUAUUCCGAGGAGAUGAACAUAAAACAACUUCAGGCUAAUCUAGCCAUAACAGUUAGAGGUAACGACAUUCUCAAAUAUGAAGUGCAAAAUGCGCUGGACGCUCUUUCUUAUGCCACACCCAAGUUGAAAUAUCUCGAGCUUCAGGUGCUAAAAAAGGAUGAAAAUAUCAACCAGCUCACUAAUGAUUUGCAAGAAUGCAUAAAGGAACUUGGCAUUGUAAAGAUGAUACUACCAAAAGUGUUUCAGGAGAGGGAUUUUAUGUGGGAGGAAGUUAAGAGCUACAGUGAGAUGAACAUGCUGUUGAAUUAUGAGAUCAACAUGUUGAAAAGAAAGGUAGAUACCCUCGACGAAGACUUUAUUAUGAAAGAGGUUCAAAUCACAAUCUUGAAAUACUCGAUAAGCAAACCUUUCGACCUUUUUGCAAGUCCUGAUUCUCUGUUGGAGUGA